CUAAAAAUGUCAUCAGGCAUCCAAAUAAAACCGAAGCCUGCAGUGCAGAAAAAUAAGACAUCAUCUCCUUCUCCAGAAUCUGCAAUUAAACCACAGCCAAAGCCUAGUGACAAGCUGAAUCCUAAAACUAUUGAUCCGUUUGGUGCUUAUUCUCAACAACAUUCUGUGUUUGCUGCUAUAUAUGCCAAAGGUGGCAUUCCAUGCAGGUUAGUGCAUGGCUCAGUAAAGCACAAACUGCAAUGGGAAUGCCUUCCUGAAACUCUUCCCUUUGAUCCUCUUCUUCUAACACUGGCAGAGGGUCUACGAGAGACAAAACAUCCGUAUACAUUUGUUUCAAAGGAGGGUUUUAAAGAAUUACUUACGGUUGAAGGUGCUUCUGAAAAAGCAAUUCCCUUGUUGUCUCGUCUAGUUCCAGUAUUAAAGGCUGCAUUGGCCCAUUCAGAUGAUGAAGUAUUCGGGAGGGGAUUGGAUGCUUUAGUUCAACUGAGCGCUGUUGUUGGCCCAUCUCUUAAUGAUCACCUUAAGCAUCUACUCACAAAUCUUUCAAGGAGGUUGAUGGACAAGAAAUGUAAAGAAAAAAUUACUAUUGCUUUACAAAAGUUGGAGCAGUACGGUGGAAAGGCAACUGUGGCCAUCAUCAAAUCUAAAAUUCCAACCUAUUGUUCUGUUGCCUCUUGA
Molecule: messenger RNA, 678 nt
Organism: Indicator indicator
Lineage: Eukaryota; Metazoa; Chordata; Aves; Piciformes; Indicatoridae
Gene: PACRGL
Product: parkin coregulated like
Exons: 7
Coding region: 7-678 (223 amino acids)
Source: RefSeq, a predicted model, not a curated record